AUGUCAGGCUUUGGAAGCUUCGUCUCCAUCUGCGAGAAUGCGCCUCUCCCCAUGUGCGCCUCGCUCGGGCCUGUUCUCGCUUCCUCCGGCCGCAACGGCAUCGACGCCGACUGCUUCUCUCGCAACAUUGAACUCGCCAACACGAUUAUCUUUGAGGGGGCCGCCUCGGUCCUACACAUUGUGGCCCUCAUCAUGACCAUCAUUAUGAUCCUACACGUUCGAUCCAAGUUCACGGCCGUGGGGCGAAAGGAGAUUCUCACCUUCUUCUACCUCUACAUGAUCCUGACAGCCAUCUCCCUCGUGAUGGACGCUGGUGUGGUGCCACCUGGCAGCGCGCCCUUUCCAUACUUUGCGGCGAUUCAGAAUGGACUGAGCAGCGCGGUUGUCACGGCCCUGCUGAUCAAUGGAUUCGUGGGGUUUCAGCUCUACGAAGAUGGCACACCUCUGUCUGUCUGGAUGCUUAGGGUGUGCUCCGCCAUCGCGUUCGCCAUCACGUUCCUCGUCUCGCUGGGAACCUUCAAGUCGAUUGCCGGGAUGAGCCCAACGAACACCGUUGGUCUGUUCGUGGUCCUGUAUCUUUUGAACGCGAUCCAGUUGGCUGUGUACGUGGGUAUGCAAAUCCUGCUGGUCACGCAGACCUUGCAGGAUCGCUGGCCUCUGGGUGACAUUGUCUUCGGCGUUUUCUUCUUCAUUGUGGGCCAGGUUGUUCUCUACGCCUUCAGCGCCAAGAUCUGCACGGCUGUGAGCCACUAUUUUGAUGGCCUCCUUAUCGCGACGGGCUGCAAUCUGCUGGCCAUCAUGAUGGUGUACAAGUACUGGGACUCAAUCACCAAAGAGGAUCUCGAGUUUUCCGUCGGCACACGUAUGAACAACUGGGAAGUGAAGGAUCUCCUGCCCGAGGAGGACCGUCGGGCCACAGUCUACACAGACGACCCCUAUGGCCACACGAGCGCGUACGAUAUGCCUUACUCGCCCACGACAGCGCGAUACUCGACAAAGUAUUGA
Emericellopsis atlantica is the source of this 1005-nucleotide messenger RNA. Its product is annotated as chitin synthase export chaperone. Gene Ontology annotation, biological process: protein folding. The transcript is spliced from 2 exons. The coding region runs from base 1 to 1005 and encodes 334 amino acids. Gene Ontology annotation, cellular component: endoplasmic reticulum membrane. Lineage: Eukaryota; Fungi; Ascomycota; Sordariomycetes; Hypocreales; Bionectriaceae. The record is from RefSeq and is a predicted model, not a curated record.